AUGUCGCGCGCCGCCUCGCACGCUCCCUCUGCCUCCGCCUCUGCAUCCGCCUCGUCCUCCAGCAGCACGCAGCCCCUCUCCCCGCGCGCCUCGUUGCCGCCUUACGCGCGGCGCGCCUCUGGCCUCGCCUCGCCGCACCAUGCCACGCCCUCCUCCGCCAGCGCGGCGCCGACGUCGUCCUUCGGCGCCGCCGCCGCCAGCUUGGGCAGUGCCGUGGGCGUCGGCAGCAGUGCAGGCGGCGGCGAGAUGCUUGAUCGGCCGCGCGACAAGUUCCGCCAGACGCACGUCGGCAGUGCGGCCCUCGCCUUUCUCUAUGCCGAAGUCGUGCGCUACACGCAGGCGCGCGUGACGGGCAUUGCCGAGCUGGAACGCAA
Molecule: messenger RNA, 374 nt
Organism: Tilletiopsis washingtonensis
Lineage: Eukaryota; Fungi; Basidiomycota; Exobasidiomycetes; Entylomatales
Exons: 1
Source: RefSeq, a predicted model, not a curated record